AUGAAUGAACUCCUAUUGUUGUUGUCUUUUAUGCUUACAAGAUGUUCUAUAAUAUCAGUUAUUGGAGAAACAUCCGAUGUUGCAAUACUGCCACUUGGGACUCUUGAGGAUUUUACGUUUCCAAAUGAGACUAUUAUGAAUGACAUCAACAUAACAAAGAUACUUCGUUAUGGCUUCCACGACACACAGAAAUGUAAAAAAUUUGAGAGAGCUUACGCUUGUAUACAUUUGUGCUUAUCAAAGGGUUACGACAUUGCUCGUUCUAAUAAGGAUUGCUUUUGUAAAUGUUACAAGGAUAAAAAUAAGCAAAAAUAUUUCCCAAGACCAAUCAACAAAUGGAAGAUGCCAACAACGAAGACACCAUUCUGGGCAAACCCUAAUCCUGUUCCUUUAGCACAAGUGGACGACCAGGAGGAACAAAUUGACAUUUUAAAGCAACCGUGUAAUGAAACAGGAGCUAAUAAUACACAGGAGAUAAUGGACCAAGAAUCAUACAACACUACCGCUAAUGAUACUUUGUCACCUGGGAACAUAACUGAGGAUAACAGCACAACUGAUUCAACUGAGACAAAUGAACCUGAACAGACAGGAGAAACAGAGACAGGAGAAACAGAGGCAGAUAACCAAUAAUGAUGUAGGUUUUAUAAGUUAAGCACAAGUGCGUUUUUAU
Messenger RNA from Helicoverpa zea (corn earworm), 670 nucleotides. RefSeq lists its product as uncharacterized. The transcript is spliced from 4 exons. The record is from RefSeq and is a predicted model, not a curated record. The coding region runs from base 1 to 630 and encodes 209 amino acids. NCBI's taxonomy places the organism in Eukaryota, Metazoa, Arthropoda, Insecta, Lepidoptera, Noctuidae.